This is a messenger RNA of Linum tenue, 3037 nucleotides long. Lineage: Eukaryota; Viridiplantae; Streptophyta; Magnoliopsida; Malpighiales; Linaceae. The record is from the annotation of a GenBank genome assembly.
UCUCAAUCACAGGACAAGAGUGUUGGCCGAUUCCCUUCUCUAAGCUCCGCACUCCCACUGCACUGCACUGAAACAAAUUAUGGGAAGAAGAAGUCGUCUACUCUUCCCUUUUCUCCCCUAAUCGGAUCCCUCCUUCCUUCCUUCCCCACUCCCCCAAACCUCCACCACCAUUUCCCCCUUCUCUAUCUCAGAUCGCCACCACUGAAUCAAACAUGCCUCCCCAAACCAUGUCCGCGAAGACGGACGCCACCAUCGGCGUCAACGGCACUGCGAAAUCCACCUCCAACCAAGCUCCUCCACCCAUGGCGCUACCCGCCAAUCUCAAAUCAGAUCUGCUCAACAAACUGUCUCUCAAAUCCUUUAAGCUGAAGACCAAGCAGCAGGAGCUCCUGCUCCGCGUCUCCAUCCUCUUCCUCGUCUACGUGCUGGCCUUCAUCACCCGGUUGUUCAGUGUGCUCCGCUACGAGUCCAUGAUCCACGAAUUCGAUCCCUACUUCAAUUACCGCACCACCCUCUUCCUCACCGAGAAAGGGUUCUACGAGUUCUGGAACUGGUUCGAUUACGAGAGCUGGUACCCACUCGGCCGCAUUGUCGGCGGCACUCUCUACCCUGGUCUGAUGGUCACCGCCGCGCUGAUUUACUGGGGCCUCCGUUUCCUCCGAUUCGCCGUUCACAUCCGUGAGGUAUGCGUCCUGACGGCGCCUUUCUUCGCGUCCAAUACCACCCUGGUGGCCUAUUUCUUUGGCAAGGAGAUUUGGGAUUCCAGCGCUGGGCUUGUCGCCGCUGCGUUGAUUGCGAUUUGCCCUGGUUACAUUUCGCGAUCGGUGGCGGGGUCUUAUGAUAAUGAAGGGGUCGCCAUUUUCGCCCUGUUGUUGACGUUUUACUUGUUUGUUAAAGCUGUGAACACUGGGUCUCUAACUUGGUCGCUGGCUUCGGCUUUUGGGUAUUUCUAUAUGGUCUCUGCUUGGGGUGGGUAUGUGUUUAUUAUUAACUUGAUCCCGCUCUAUGUACUAGUGCUGUUGAUCACCGGGAGGUACUCCGUGAGGCUGUACAUUGCGUACAAUUGUAUGUACGUGCUUGGAAUGCUGCUCGCUAUGCAGAUUCGAUUUGUCGGGUUUCAGCAUGUGCAAUCUGGUGAACACAUGGCAGCCAUGGGAGUGUUCUUCUUGAUGCAGGUGUUUUACUUCUUGGACUGGGUGAAGUACUUGUUAAGUGAUAAAAGACUGUUUGAAACCUUCUUGAGGAUCACUGUGACUACCACAGUGGGGUUAGCUGCUGUUGCUCUAGGAGUGGGUACAGCAUCUGGGUAUAUUUCUCCAUGGACAGGAAGAUUCUACUCUCUUUUGGAUCCCACUUAUGCAAAGGAUCACAUCCCAAUCAUUGCAUCUGUAUCCGAGCAUCAGCCGACAGCGUGGUCGUCCUUCAUGUUUGAUUUCCACAUCUUGCUUUUCCUUUUCCCUGCGGGUCUCUACUUCUGCUUCAAGCGGCUGACGGAUGCCACGAUAUUUAUUGUUAUGUAUGGUCUCACCAGUAUGUACUUUGCUGGCGUUAUGGUUCGGUUGAUUCUUGUCGCCACACCAGCAGUUUGCCUAAUCAGUGCAAUUGCUGUUUCUGCCACUGUGAAGAAUUUGGCACAACUUUUGAGGACUAAGAGCAAGGUAACACAAGGUGGUUCUUCUAAAGCAGCUAGUGGCUCAAAGGCUUCCUCCAAGGCUCUACUUGAUCAAUCUCAGCCAUUUCAAAGAAAUGGGGCAAUCGCAUUGCUGCUUGGUGUCUUUUACUUGCUUAGUAAGUACGCAACUCACUGUACGUGGGUGACAUCAGAGGCCUAUUCAUCUCCUUCAAUUGUGUUGGCUGCAAGAGGUGCCCAUGGCAAUAAGGUCAUCUUUGAUGAUUACCGCGAGGCAUACUUUUGGCUCCAGCAGAAUACUCCAACUGAUGCUAAGGUGAUGUCAUGGUGGGAUUAUGGUUACCAAAUCACGGCCAUGGCAAACAGAACAGUUAUUGUUGACAACAAUACCUGGAAUAAUACACACAUUGCCACUGUUGGGCGUGCAAUGUCAUCUUAUGAAGAUGAGGCCUACGAGAUCAUGAGAGAACUAGACGUGGGUUAUGUCUUGGUUGUUUUUGGUGGAGUUACUGGUUAUUCAUCUGAUGAUAUCAACAAGUUCUUGUGGAUGGUGAGAAUUGGAGGUGGAGUAUUUCCUGUUAUUAAGGAACCUGAUUACCUAGUCAAUGGUGAAUACCGGGUCGACAAAGGUGCAGCCCCCAAGAUGCUGAACUGUCUCAUGUAUAAGCUGUGUUACUACCGGUUUGGAGAGCUGAUGACAGAGUAUGGAAAACCUCCUGGAUUUGAUCGAGCGAGAGGAGUCGAGAUCGGGAACAAGGAUAUCAAACUCGAGCACCUGGAAGAGGCAUUCACAACAAGCAACUGGAUCGUUCGGAUAUACAAGGUGAAGCCACCAAACAAUAGGUGGUGAGAGGCCUCUCUCUCGUUCUCUCUCCACCCAGUAGUAGUAGCAGUAGUAACGUCUUGGAACUGAAUAGAGAGGUUUAGGCAACAGGGACGUAACCGAACAGAAAAAAGAGUGUUCCGAGUUAGCUAAAGGGAACAGAAAAGAGAUGAGGUUUUGAGCACUGUUGAACGAACAAGUGAAUUUUGAGGCUCCUUCUUAAUUCAACGUAGCUUUGCCUUGGACAUGGAAAACCAUUUUAUGUUUGGAUAUUUAUUUGAACAGCAAUUGGGGAUUGUGGGUCUUUUUUGUAAUCUAUAUAGGGUUUGAUGAUGAGAUGAAUAUGAGGUGACGAUCAUGUUCUACUCUUCUGCUCCCACUACCACCAUUCGCGCCUGAACCAAUAUCAUAAACCUACAACUAACAUUUCCAUUAUAAUAUCUUGUACGAUUUCACAAUUCUUGUCCCAAAUUCUCUCAAUGGUAGGCGUUAGCGUGAGCCAACGACAUGGAGCGUUAUUUACAACAGUGUCGUUGUCUGCAUACGAUGAUCGAGAUUAUGGGUAAUACCCGCCUUUUAUAUCC